Messenger RNA from Symbiodinium necroappetens, 1236 nucleotides. The record is from the annotation of a GenBank genome assembly. Lineage: Eukaryota; Dinophyceae; Suessiales; Symbiodiniaceae.
AUGGCCGUGACAUGGUCUUGCAAGCUGUGCAUGCAGCGGAACUCCAUCGAGGCCGACAAGUGCGUCACUUGCGGACGGCCCCCAGACUGGGUGCCAGCACAGAGGCACCAAGCUGAGCCCCAGGGCGAACUCGAGGUGUUCCGGGGAAGAGAGUUGGCACCGCGGGAUCCACCCAGAGAGGUGCAGCCCGUGGCGCCAAAUUCCAGAAGCUAUGUGCAGCUCUGCAUCAGUUUUAUUUUAGUGAUGCUUAAUGUAAUCGUGAACAUGCUUUGGCCUGUGAAAUUCUUGCGGAUGGAUGAACAGCUGCGGGUUCAGCACCUGACCACUGUCACAGUGGUGAAUGGUCCGGGGCUGGUGUGCAUCAAUCCAUUCAAGACCUGCGCGAUCGUGAAGGCGUUGACUUUAGGUCCGCUAGACUACGUGCGAGUGCGCGAUGCCAUGGAUGGCACUGAGCGUGCUGUGCACGGGCCACGGUUGUUUUUCCUGGGUCCCUAUGAGAAGAUGCAGGCAAGUGGUCAGGGAGUAAGUGUAAGCAACAUGCAGUACGUGCUGAUAGAGGACAAACAGACCGGAGAGAGGAAAGUACAGCGUGGGCCAUUGGUGUGGAUUCCCGGACCUCGAGAAGAGGGGAAGGUCUGUAACGCCGUCCGACUUUCCAGCACGGAGUAUGUCACAGUAGAAGAUCUGCUCAGUGGAGCUCGGAGGGUGGAAAAAGGACCUUGCAUUUGGUUUCCAGGUCCAUAUGAAGAGUGGGAGCAAGGGGAAGCAGUCCACCUCAGUGGGACCGAAUACGUGACUGUUCAGAACGUCCUUUCCGGCGAAAGACGCGUAGACAAAGGUCCUUGCAUGUGGUUCCCUGGUCCGCACGACCAGUGGACAAAGGGUGCCAGCACCAGCCUAACGUGUACGCAGUACCUGACCGUCUUGAACAAGCUUUCCGGAGCUUCUUCACUGGUCAAGGGUCCUUGUAUUUGGUUUCCCGGGCCAUACGACAGUGCCUCCCAGGUGAGGGAGGCCGUGGUGCUACAGGAUGAUGAGUAUGUGAAGCUGAAGGAUAUCUCAACUGGCACGCGUUGGGUUCAUCGUGGCAAGGGCCUCCUUUUCCUGGAGCCAACGUGGCGCGUCGAGAGCUCCAACGCACGAAGCUCAGGCAUCCAGAAGUCAUGGGCACUCCGAGGCCGGGAGUUUUUGAGGCUACAGGUGGCCCCACACCUACGGGUGACCAAAGGCUCCUGA